AUGGCCGAGCGGCCGGUUCCGCGACCAGCCAAUCAGCGGCCGAGGGCGGGCCUGGAGGACGCGCGUCACUGGCGGCGGGGGCGGGGGGGGGAGCCUCGAUGGCCUGACACUUCAGACGGGCCCAGCAGAUCCCAGACACAGAAACGGAAAGGACUCCGAAUCCACCCCGCCCUCUGCUUUUUGCGCAGGCGCAUUCCUUUCUUUGAGGCCCGGCGACGCGCAGAACCAGGCCAAACCGGGAAUCCCGCGGAGUCCCGAAGGAAGGAGCCAGACAGGGCCGGGACAGAGGUCGGGCCAUGCCCACGUCUUCUCUGGCUCCGCCCUGCCCCAACACUGCUGGCUUACUCGGCGCCGACAACCGCCGCCUCACCUUUUCUACAAAAGCCGAGACGGCGCGGCCCUGACGGCUGGGAUCCCCGCGCAGCAGCAGCCCUGAAGGCGACCGUGACCGUGGCCUCCUGGGGGGCCUCUGCGCUCCCGGGGGCGGUGUAUCUGGAAGCCUGGCCGGCCCAGCCCCACGAGGCGCGGCCCCUGCCCCCCGUGACCGUGGUGUCGUCGGCGCUCAUCACCCCCAUCGUCUCCACGCUGCCCAUCGUGUCCCACGCGGCCGCCAGGGCCUCGGCCGGGGCUGAGCGGGAGGGGGCCGGGGAGCCCGACGGCGCGGCCGGGGCGCCGUCCGGGGCGGCCCCGCGGGACGAGCACGCGUACCACCGCGCGCGCCUGGAGCCCGAGGCCGGGCUGGACGGGGUGGUGGCGGCGCUGCAGCGCAAGGUGCGGGGGCUGCAGCAGCGGCAGCGCCGGCACCGGGCGCGCCUGGGCGCCCUCGAGGGGCUCGUGCAGCAGCUGCGCCGGGACCACCUGCUGUCCCACGAGCGCCUGCGGCUGCUGGGCGCGACAUGCCUGCCCGGGGGCCCCACGCGGCCCGACCCCGCGGGGGCCGGCGCCGUGGCCAUCGUGUGCGGGGAGCAGCCGGCCGCAGUCCUCUACACGCUGACGCCCGCCCACGACCCUUGA
Molecule: messenger RNA, 1014 nt
Organism: Vombatus ursinus (common wombat)
Lineage: Eukaryota; Metazoa; Chordata; Mammalia; Diprotodontia; Vombatidae
Gene: THAP8
Product: THAP domain containing 8
Exons: 6
Coding region: 1-1014 (337 amino acids)
Source: RefSeq, a predicted model, not a curated record